This is a messenger RNA of Leptinotarsa decemlineata (Colorado potato beetle), 7826 nucleotides long. RefSeq names its product endoplasmic reticulum export factor secretory 16 (gene Sec16). The record is from RefSeq and is a predicted model, not a curated record. Gene Ontology annotation, cellular component: ER to Golgi transport vesicle membrane; endoplasmic reticulum exit site. NCBI's taxonomy places the organism in Eukaryota, Metazoa, Arthropoda, Insecta, Coleoptera, Chrysomelidae. Gene Ontology annotation, biological process: Golgi organization.
GAUAGAUAAACAUCACGUAGACAAAACUGUAUGUAAAUUGCAGAUUAGUGACCACUUUCCCUAAAACUGGGGAUUUAAUUUAGCUGAUGAAUUUAUAAAUUAGUUACAAAGUUGAUUACGAUAAAGGGAAAUUGUGUGUAUAUUUUUCUGUUGAAAUCCACUUCGAAAUUAAAUUGAUUUAAAUAACCAGAAAGUCCAGCCACACGUCCAAGAUGAAAGUUGUUCAUAAGAUCAAUGAUUCCUGCUGAAAUUCACAACAUAUGUUAUGAAAAUUGGAUUUCCAAAGGGUAAGAGAUGGCGUGGAUGAAAAAAAGGGGUCCUAGUGCACCGAGUCCAGCACCUGCCCCAAAUGUGCAAAUGUACAACCCCAACCAACAUUCCAACACUAAAGAGCACCAAUGGCAAAAUCAACAGCAGCAUAACUGGUACCAACCCCAGCAAACACAGUAUCAACCACAGCAAUCACAGUACCAACCAGUACCUAACCAACAACCUACUCAGACACAUCAAAAUUAUUGGCAACAACCUUACAAUACUCAAGGUUACAACCAAAAUGUCCAGCAGGCUUACGGACAACAGUAUGGAAAUCCUCAAGCAGGAGUGUUCCCGAAUAAUACUGGGUUUCAACAGCAGAAUUAUGGAAUUCCUCAAUAUAAUCAGCUGGGUAAUCAAAAUAAUGUUUAUGGAAAUGCAGUGCCUCAAACUGGGCAGCAGAAUGAAGGAGAUGCUUGGGGAGACUGGGCAUGGGGUGAUGAGGAUAAUUCGAACAUUCAGCAAAAUGAAAAUGCUACUGCUCAGAAGCAAGGAAGCGAAAUAGGCAAUAGUUUUGCCAAUGAUGAGACUUGGAAUUGGGGGAUCGAAGAGGCAAAACCUGUUAAUCCAGUUCAGACGAGGCCUGUUGGAGAUAAUGCAUCCGAAAUCAGAGAUCAGUUUCCUAAAACGAGUCCCCUCGUAAAAACUGAAAAUAAUUCCGACUCACUCCACUUAGACCAUGUGCAAGACAAUUCUAGGCUCUCAGCUGUACGCAAAAAACUGGAUACACCCCAGUGGUCGACCGAGUCUCAAAUUUCGCAGGAAUCAUCUGAUGACGUCGUUCAGACUUCAGAGAGUGAUAAAAGUCACAUGAUGUCACGCAGUUCAACAGUCAGCCACUCUCCCAUAUCUGGAAACGACUUGGCCACGACACAGAACCAAGAAGAAGUUCCUAUGAAAGGUGAUACUUAUGAAAAUAAAGAAAUAGUAUCCAAUAUCAAGCAGGAAUUGUCUCCAAGUGUUAAUCCUACUCCUCCACCACCUAAGAAUACCUUGACACCUCCACUAAUGCCGCCUUCCAGAGGUUCGGAUGAUUCUAAGAAUCCUUACAAGCGUACAGAGGGCAUCGGUCACAAAACGAGUAAGUUUAGAGGUUCAGCCGUCAUGCCUCCUGAUACUCGGCAAAACGUAUUCCAAAUGGGUAGUUUUCACAGUCAGCAAGUAAAUUUGGAGACGCUUCCAGAUAAUUCAGAACAACCUGAUUCAAUGCCCAACCUAUCUUUCCAAAGGGCGAAGCCUGUGACAAAUUUGCCAGAUAACAACGAAGCUCCCAUUAAUGACAGGAAUCAGUAUCUGGAAACGGGCCAACUUUCCGAAGGUAAUUUGCCAGAUUAUAACCAGGAGAGAGAGGAUAGUGUGAGGCAGGAAGUCAGCGAUACCUUACCACCUCCUGGUCUUAGUCGCAUGGUUCCAGGACAGAUGGAGCAAAGCGAGAACAUAGGGAACCUGGGGAGUUUCGGAGAUGAGCCACCACCGGGUUUGAGUAGGAUGGUUCUGGGGCAGACAGAGACGGUUUCUAGCGUUCAGUCAGUCUUGACUCAGAAUGACGAUCCCAAGGCUCCGUUCGACACGUCAGGCCCUCCGGAAGGUUUACACAGAAUGAUUCCUGGAGAAUCAAGUUCACCUGAAAAUUCAUUGCGUCGACUGCAACAAGAGCAAGAUGACAAUGAUUCCGAACCAGAAUUCAACCAAUUGGUUCAACAUGCGCCGCAACCAAGAUCGGCGACUAUUGGUGCUGAUACUCCACCAGCCACCGUGAAACCAACUGUGAGCCCACCGUUGGCGACUAGUAAUCGCUCACAAAUUAUAGGGGGAGCCGACAACCAGAUCAGAAAUACAUCUACUUCUACUACUGAGAAAAGUAGUAGCAGAUCUGUGAAGGAACCGGAGAGGAGGGAUUACAUUGAUGGUCAGACCGACGAAAAUGAGAUUUCCAACAUUACCAACUCGGUUCGCAACAUGGCCGUGGGAGAAAAUCUCACUGAUGGUCAAACAUCUAACACCAGUCUGCCAGACCCUGUUGCAAGAAAACCAAGUAGACAAGAAAGUAGUGAUAGUGAUAGAGAACACAGAAAACCUCCAAGAAGUUCGAGAGAUAAACGAUCUUCGGAAAAAAUCAAACGAGACAGAGAAAGGGAACCAGAUAAUAAUCGGGAGAGAGACAGAGCUCGAUAUAACGACGUUCCUAGAGAUAAAAAAUACGAUAGAAGAAGGUACAAAGAUAGGCGUUAUGAGGAGGAUACAGACUACUACAGUGAUAAAGAAAGAAGACACUCCGAUGACAGAGACCGAGAGUAUGAAAGAAAAUACAGCAGCUUGCGCAAGGAAAAAGACAGAGACAGGCGUCGGAGAGAUCCGAGAGAUUACAGGAGAGGCGAUUAUUAUUACGGAAGUAGGUACGAUUAUGAUUAUGAGCACGAUAGCAGGUCGAGACCUUCUAGCAGAUCGGACUCGAUGCAUGAAUCUGUGAGAGAAAGGGUACAAGAGAAAGAUCACAGAGAUAAGAGAGGGAGAGAAAAAGAGAAGGAGAGGUAUAGAAGACACCGGGACCCAAGGGAUAUGUACAAUCCGUAUCAGGGUUAUUCCUACGACCCUUACAACCCUUACUACCAGCAAUACCAAUAUUACGAGAAUCUCAGGAGAACCAACCCUCAAGCAUACACGGAGUGGUACAGAAAGUACUACCAACAAGCUACAGGUCAUGGUUCUAGUUACGGCGGCGAAGAUAGAGCUUCAGUACAUUCAGGGAGAAGUUCAGCUAAUGAUGAACUUGCCAAGGAUAGGUAUACGCGGCAGAGUUUUUACAGCCAAGUGAGUCUGCCUCACCACGGAAGCUACUAUGGAGAUUCGCAUGCGCAUAGCGUGUCUGGUCAUUAUGGCCAUGACAUUUCUAGUUACUCCCGAACUUUCGAUAACACUGAUUCAUCUAUGCACUUUGACGACAGCAACCUGGCAGCUCAACGUCUCACUCCUGCCAAAUUCGCCACUGCCCACCUGAAAGCUUCCAUAACUUCUGGAAAACUUAUUCACAUUCUUCCCCAUUAUCCUAUGGACGGACAGUCCGCGAUCGUGGAAGUAUCUAGUUUGCAUUCGCUGCUGCUCAACAAUGAAGAGUACGUGGAGUUGAGCGAGUUUCCCGGGCCUCUCGUCAAGGGUAGUACACACAAGAAGACCAUUAUCGAAUAUUGUGAAAAUAAAAUCAAAGGUGCCAUUUCUAAUAAAGCGAUUGUUGAUGUGGAUUCUUACGUUUUGAUGUGGGAUCUUUUGAUUUUAUUGAUAAGACAGAACGGGAUGGUUGUCGGAACCGACAUUGCAGAACUGUUGUUGAAUAACAAAAGAGAAAUGCCUCCUCUGAGACGUUCUUCAAUUAUAUCUAGUGUUAGUAGUAACAAUGGAGAUAUCAAUCCUUCUUCUGAAUCUGGUAAUCAUCUUAUAUCUGAAAACACUGGUAGCUUAAUGUCAAUUUUAAAAGAAGAGGAGGUAACUAGUAAAUUCAGAGAAUUUUUGUUAUACGGAUCCGGAAAAGAGGCUCUUGAAUGGGCCAUGAAGCACGGACUCUGGGGUCACGCGCUGUUUUUGGCGAGCAAAUUAGAUAAAAGAACUUACGCGAAUGUUAUGAUGAGAUUCGCUAAUGGCUUGACUUUGAAUGAUCCUUUGCAAACAUUGUAUCAACUGUUGUCUGGAAAGAUGCCCGCUGCAGUGACGUGCGUUUGCGAUGAGAAAUGGGGAGACUGGCGUCCUCACUUAGCCAUGAUCCUGUCGAACACUACCCAACCUCCUGAACUUAGCAUCAAAGCUGUCACAAGUCUUGGUGAUACUCUCUUGAAUCGAGGCAGUCUUUAUGCUGCGCAGUUUUGUUAUUUGAUGGCCGAAGUUGGCUUCGGUAAGCACGGCAAUCCUGAUACGCGUUUGGUACUUCUAGGAGCUGAUCACACUAAGCCUUAUCCGAUUUUCGCUUCCAACGAGGCGAUACAUAUGACCGAAAUAUAUGAGUACGCUUGCGGGUUGAAUAAUCCUGACUUCGUCAUUCCACAGUUCCAGAUAUACAAAUACUUACUUGCUACAAGGCUUGCCGAUCGCGGUUUACUAGAGAAAUCUCUGGGCUACUUGGAAAGUAUUGCAGGCUGCAUAGAAGCCGAUCCAACUUCAGUUCAGGCCAGCUUUGUUGAGAAUGUAUGCAUGUUGGCAGAUAAACUGAAGUUUUAUGAUCCUGUUGGUGAUAUUGAAGACGAGUCCGAAUUUGGAGGGAUUAUGGAGACAAGCAGGCCUGAUAACUCUUGGUUGAAGAAACUCAGGGCUAUUCAGGGCGAUUUCCAGACUGGUUUGAUAACUCAUCAAAGUCUCCAGAAUUUGGAAGAGUACCAAACUCCGUCACAAGAAACUGACCCCAAUCAAACGCUCUACGUAAGUAGCAACCAGGAUUCUUGGCAACAACAGUAUGGCCAGCAGUAUCACCAAAAUGAAAUUUUUCAACAACAACCGUGGCAACCGGAUCAAACUCAAAUUCCUCAAGCUGAAUUUCAACAUGACAAUCAGGCUACACAGCUAAACGAAUAUUCACAGCCAGAAUAUCAAGAUCAGCAAGUUUUUUGGCAAAACCAACAACAACAGUGGAACGAUCAGAUUGGUCAGUACGGCCAAGAAACCAUGAAUCAGCAGCAAAGCUUCUAUGGGUCAAAUGCUCAAAGUGAGCCUAAAGAGGUACAAAAAGACGUAUCUGAAGAAACUCUGCAGCCGCAAAUUUCCCUUCCUAAUCAACCAGGAGGUUCGAAGGAAGAUAUUGAAGAGAAGACCGCAGAUGUUCCCAAAGAAAAACCGGUGGCAAAGGUGCAUAGUCCAGCCCAGGAGAAAACGCAAAGCACUGGUUGGUUCGGCGGAAUUUUCAGCAGGCUUGCCCUUAAACCAAAAAAUCAGAUGAAGUUGCCAGAUGAUAAAAAUCCUAAGAUUGUUUGGGACCAAGACAAGAAACGCUGGAUGAAUGUCGACGAAGAUCCCAAUGAUCCCGUCAACGAGUUCAAACCUCCACCUAAAAUGUCCGACAUUAUGCCCAAGAUGACUCCGUUGGCCCAAUCUACACCAAGUAUUGAUUCCACCAGCUCUUUUUAUCCAAAUGGCUCUCCCCUAUAUCAAAACACACCUGCCGUAGGUAAUGUGACAAUUCAAACUCAACCAUCUUCAUUACCGAAUGUCUUGACAUCUAAUUCGGUAGAUAAUUCAUUGAAUGAUGAUAGCGGAACUCCUGCACCGAAGUCUACUCAACCUAAUAUGUUUAAGCUUCAGAGGGGUAGAAAUUUGAAAAACUCUUAUAUCGAUGUGUUCAAUCCCAAUAGCAAGCCCGUUGGCCCUGCUUCUCUUCCUGUCAUGGAAAAAUUAGGGCCAACUGUACCCCAAAUGAAUUUUUUCAUUCCCCAACCUGCUGACCCCAACGCUCCUGUCGACUUCAUAACACCUGGGGGAGUGCCUCACAUGGGAGAGACACAGAUGUCUAGGUGGAGUUCAACUAGUUCAUUGUCGAGGGAAGUUCAAUUCUAUAUGCACCAAAAAGUUCCUCCACUAUAAACCAUUGCUUAGAUCACAGCUUGCACAUCAUUUUUCGUGCUGGUAUGUAAAAGAGUUGAUUGUUUUUUUGUUUGUGAAAUGAAUUUGAGAGACAAUUGAAGAAAAUUUAACUUCCUUGAAUUCUAAGAUGAUUUUGGGUAAUGGCGAAUCUAAGCUGAGACUUACGAGGACCAAAUAAAAUAUUAACUAAACAUUAAAUUUUAUUGAAUAAUCACGAUAUUACAUGGCAAAUAGAUCUUGCAGUUAGUUAAUUGCAUUAAUGCCUAACAAUGCACAAUUUUUUACAAUAAAUUUUGGUUUUUAUACAAGCCUCAGGUUUUAUGUGGUUAUUCAACGAGGUUUUGUAUCAUUAAAAAUCUGAAAAUUGAAAACUUGCAUAAAUGACAAGUUCAGAACUUUGAGCCACCAUAACUGAUCAUUGAUUUACCGAAGAUAGAAAUUAGCCUCAAUUUUCCAUGAAAAAAUAUAAUGGAAUAAAACGACAUGCAUAAAUUAAUAACUUGUAACAUCAGGUAAUCAAUAUACUUUAAAAAAAUCUGUUUUAAAAUCUGUUUUUCCGUUAAUCAGUUAAGUAUAUUACCGUUAAGUAUAUUAACCUUCUUUGUUAUUUUCGAGCGAAGAAAAUAUAGAUACAUUCUGAAAGUGCCAACACUCAUUCCUAAAUAAUUUCAUCUAUUUUUUAUUCCGAAUUUAUUUAGUAUUUGCAGCUUCAAAGAAGUGAAUUAUAAUCUGAUAAUAUAAUAAUAAUAAUAAUAAUGAAAGAUCUUCUAUCUUCUGUUCUGUGGGUAGGGAUAGUUAUCUUGAAUCCAAUUUUUUUUUAUUAGUUCAGUGAAUAGAGAGUGGUUUACACUUACAAAAGGUCCGCUAGUUCUAAAUUUUUGAUAUUGUCUAGGUUCGCAAGUAUUUAAAAUGCAAAAUGCACAAUUCCCCUGUUUCCUCGCUCGACCAUAUCGAAAAACCAAAAAAAAAUCACUUUCGUUUGUUAUUUUUUGGGAAGUAAAUUAUUAUUAUUAUUUUUUCAAUGUUAAUUGAGGCACUCUAAUUACUAAGCUAAAUUGUUGUUUGUUGAUUGUCAUGAAUAAUUUCAAAUUUCAGUAUAACCCUGAUAUGCAUAUUGAAGGUUUAGACUAUAGAACACUUUGUGUUCGAUGUUGAUUUUUUUGUGAAUUGUUACAUCAUAAAUCUUUUUGACUUCAUGUUUAUUGAUAAAAUUUCAAAAAAAAAAAACUCAACUGAAAAUGUAUUCCCCCUAAAUGAACAUACUAUUAUAGACAGGUUUUUUUUAUUCUAAAUCAUUAGUCAUUCAAUGUUUAAAUUUUAGUCUUUCACAAUACCCAUUGUUUAUAAAUUUAUCAGAUUCAUAGCAAUGGGUGGUAAUUGAUUCUAAAUGAGUAUUUUUGACUAAAUAUAACAGAUAAAUUUAAAUGUUUUGUAACAUAAUGGAACUGGAAGUUCCAAAUUUCAGAAUGAUGGGAAGUGUAUUUGACUUUGAUUCUUAAAAAAUAUUUUGGAUUCGAAGAUGUUUGGGAUGUAUUUUAACUUUUCUAUCUUUUCGAACAAGAAUCUGCCAGACAAUCAACUCCUAUGAGCUAGUAUAUUGACAGUUUUUAUUGUUUAUAAUGUUGUAUAAAAGGAAUCAUUCUAUUUACAUCUCUAGGUCUAAGCUUAUUUUUGCCAUGUUGCCUAUUUGUUCUGUGUUGUUAAAAUCGAAUUCAGUUCAUGAAUAAUAGCCUUUCAGUUAUACAUCAUGAAGCUGGAAGUACUUUUUUUUCACAGCCUCAUUAACUUGUGUCAGAAGAUGGAGGUUAUUGGUGGAAUCUGAGGAAAAUGUUAGAAAAUGUGACUGCUUUAUUGGAGAUAUUUAUUUCUUCGAAAUGUUUUUAUUGUAAAUUAUAAAUACAAUCUUAUUAUACAUAUAUUUAUAAGAAAUGUGGGAAUAAAUAGAAUAAUCGAAA